Molecule: messenger RNA, 3952 nt
Organism: Anopheles maculipalpis
Lineage: Eukaryota; Metazoa; Arthropoda; Insecta; Diptera; Culicidae
Exons: 5
Coding region: 65-3952 (1295 amino acids)
Biological process (GO): response to oxidative stress
Molecular function (GO): peroxidase activity; heme binding
Source: RefSeq, a predicted model, not a curated record
CGUCUUGGACGCGAACGAUCCGGGAGCAUUGUUGGCACAGUUUAGUGCUUCGAACCAAACGGAAAUGGAUGCUAAAGCUGCCUACGCAACACUUGUCGCUGCAAAAACAUUCAAAGAAAGCACCAACGUCGAGUAUGUUGCGAUCGGUCGACAAGCGCCGCCGAAAAUUUCGCUCAAGAAAACUCCGCUAGAAAAGUUGUGUCCAUCGCGGGAAGCACCACGAUGUGUGCCGGCUAGUCUGCGCUACAGAACGCACGAUGGAACGUGCAAUAACGGUCGGAGGCCGCGCUGGGGAUCGGCUCAGAUGCCGUUCCAUCGGUUUCUGGCUCCCGAGUAUCAGGACGGCGUCGAGGGAAUACGUCGAUCUGUAACCGGUGCCACGCUUCCCUCGGCCAGAUUCGUCAGUCUUGUGGUCCAUGGUUCCCGCAACGAGGAAGCACCCGUAACGAUGAUGUUAGCCCUCUGGGGACAGCUAAUUGACCACGACAUCACCGCCACAGCCCAGCCACGGAGUAUCAACGGGUCCACUCCGCGUUGCUGCAACGGGGGCGAAGAAAGUACCCAUCCGUCCUGUUUGCCGAUCAAAGUCCCGCAUGAUGAUCCCUGGCUAUCGCAUCUGGGCGUACGCUGCCUGGAGUUUCUUCGCUCAGCCCCAGCCCAACGGCGCGACUGUCUUCUUUCGUGGCGAGAGCAAACGAAUCAGGCCACCUCCUUCCUAGAUGCGUCACCAAUCUACUCGAGCAAUCCACGGUCAUCGGACAAUGCACGGAUCUUUCGUAAUGGCAUGCUACUGUUUGGACGAGGUCCACCCCACGAAGACGUUUGCUUUCGGGCGGCUCUGGCGAAUCAGUGCAUACGACCCGGGGACAGCCGCAGCGGUGAGCAACCGGGGCUGCUUAUGAUGCACAUGAUAUGGGUGAACGAACACAACCAGAUCGCAACGCGUCUGUCCGACAUUAACCCACACUGGAGCGAUGAGAAAGUGUACCAGGAGACGCGUCGCAUCGUUGGGGCGCUGUUCCAGCAUAUCACCUACCGAGAGUUUCUCCCGUUGGUAUUGGGCAAGGAGGUAUGUCGGCUGUUCGACCUGGAACUGGAAACGAGUGGAUACUACCGCAACUAUGAUGCUAACGUGAACCCAACCAUAGCCAACGAGUUUUCGGCCGCUGCAUUCCGAUUUGGGCAUUCGCUUAUCCAAAGCACGUACAUGCGUGCGGACAGACAUCACCGUUUCAUCGCAAACAAUGUCAGUUUGCACGAGGACACGUCCGAAGGUGAUUUUGGAGGUCCGGGUUCGCUGCACCGAUUGCUGCGUGGGAUGGUUAACCAGAGGGCAUUGAAACGCGACGAGUUUAUCACGGCUGAGCUGACUAACCAUCUGUUCCAGACCAAAAGUUUUCCGUUCGGGCUCGAUUUGGCCGCGAUCAACAUCCAGCGGGGUCGUGACCAUGGACUUCCGGCGUACGUCAACUGGCGUGGUCCGUGCGGUCUGUCAAAUAUCAAGGAUUGGAAUGAUUUGGAACGUGUCAUGGGUCCGGCCUCAACAAACCGUUUAAGAAAGGCCUAUCGUACCGUUGAUGACAUUGAUUUGUUUGUCGGCGGUUUAGCAGAACGGCCGGUGGUGGGUGGUAUCGUAGGACCAACGUUCUCGUGCAUCAUUGCUCAGCAGUUUAGCAAUUUGCGAAAAGGCGAUCGGUUUUGGUACGAAAAUCCGGGUUUCGAGUCAUCGUUUACACCGGCCCAGCUCGAAUCUAUACGACAGGUAGCGUUUUCUCAGGUCCUGUGCCGCGCGCUGGGUGGUGGCGGCACACUGCAGCCGUUCGUGUUUCUUCCAUCAGACUUUGGCCAGAAUGAAAGACUUCCGUGCGAAUCGAGACUGAUGGCACCGAUCGACCUUACGCCAUGGAAAGAACAUGACCCUUUCAAUAACGAUACCGCAAACGAAGACGAGGACGAAGACGAAGAUGACGAAGAGGACGAGGACGAAGAGACACCACCAGUCAACGGAACCGUACCUACAGCCGACCAAGCGAUAGCACAAUCCUCGACCUUUUCCUCCACAACGAGCACUACGCGACGUCCUUCUUUGGUACUACAGACCUCAAGUAACGUCAUCAACAAAGUGGACCUCAUAACAAACGGCAACACUGGUGUGCAACCGAACCGACAAAGACCUCAGUCGUCGACACUGACAGUGGGACCAACGGUUAUUAUAAGCAACAAAGUAGACCUGACACCGACAUCAAAUAGACCACCUUCUUCUUCUAAUGGACAGUCUUCCACUCCGACUGUAAUAGAUCACAAAUUGGACCUUAAGGUGACUACAAAACCUACUCAGAAACGCAAACCUACCCGAAAAACGACUACCAAGAAACGACCAACAUCGUCAGCCACCAGACCGUUAGUGACCAGCAAUCUGGACUUUUCCUCCUCACGCAAUACGAACGGGACAGCAACUUCCGACGAAGUUCCUACCGACAGACAUGAACUUGUACGAACAAGACGAGCAUUGAACAAAGUGAGGGAUAAGGACGCACGUUACGGAUACUAUCAAACAUCUUCGCCACCGCCUGAUUACAAUGACUACGACGAGGAUUAUAGUACGGACUACGAACCACCACCACCGUACCUUGCCUAUGGCUAUCAACGACCAACUACUACGACGACAACUACAACACAACGACCGCCGUACGGAUACUAUUCACCAUACGGAGGAGGCUAUUACACAGCUCCACCAACACCUCCUCCUCCUCCACCUAACCCUUACUUCGACACCCGCAAACCGUUACGAACGACGACACCACGACGUAGACUCUCGGACAAGCUUACGAUUAACGCCGACCUACCACAGCACGCACCGCAACGACCACGAACAUCGACGUUUAGACCUCCGACCGACAAUAACUUUCACAAGACACCAUCCAAUAAACCAUUCAAACAACCCUUACUCGCACAAACUUCCGUCUUUUCUGUGGACUUUAAAAACCUUCCCACUGGUAGCCGUAGCCUAACCACUGAUGGUAGUAGAACCUUACACCAUUCUAUCUCUUCGAAUGCUACUAGUAACACUACUUUCGCCUCUAACGGCUCCUCUUUCGAGCAGCUAGCUACACGCUCUGGUUUUCCUGCUUCCGGGGAUCUUCCCAUGAAACUUUCCGAAUCUUUCUCUGUCUAUGACUAUGGCAAUGACUAUGACGACACAGUACCAAACCCUAGCCGGCAAACGACAGUCAACGGCGACACUAACGAGGGCGACCGAAUACUGGUGCUACCACUUGACGAACACGACGGCUACCUGCGACCGGAACAAACACAUUACGAACCACUUGUACGAGAAUCCGUCAUCAGUACGGGUCAGACUUACCGAGACUACUGGACACAGGACGCAACCAAAAAAAGAACUUAUACUACUGACUAUCUAACUGAAGGAGCCUUUAGACCUCUGUACAACAACCUAACGCAAGACUACAGGUAUGCACCCGGACAUGACAAGGAAGCAUUGUUGGACGACUUCUCAGACAAGUUCGUGGGACUACUACGGAACGGUGAAACACGUGACGCUUUGGCCUCAAACGAAGACACUGGACUGCCGAAUAGCUUACGGAACCAUAAACGACCUAGAAUGAUUAACUCUGACCGGAAGCAUAAAGACAUUCGCAACAGAAUGGAGCAACGCUCCAUUCGAGACGAUAUUAAGAAAGACGGAACAUCAACGACAAAACUCAAAAACAAACGACCGACCAACAACCGACUGAAGACACCGGCUAAGAAACCGAGUGCCAUUUCUUUGGUACCGUUUGUACUUUUGACCAGCAUAGACAGACCAGACAAUUGGGUAAUGUACCAUUCUAAACCAUCGAAACAGAGAAAACCACCGGCAACCGUACCACUCCUCAAGAAUGAUGCAUUUUCGCUCAGCGAGUUCCCGAAACCGAUUGCCGAUCAGGAUUGA